Heterostelium album PN500 is the source of this 243-nucleotide messenger RNA. RefSeq lists its product as uncharacterized. The transcript is spliced from 5 exons. Lineage: Eukaryota; Evosea; Eumycetozoa; Acytosteliales; Acytosteliaceae. The coding region runs from base 1 to 243 and encodes 80 amino acids. The record is from RefSeq and is a predicted model, not a curated record.
AUGUUAUUCCUCUACUAUCUACUUUUCAAACCUCAAAUUAGAAGCAUUGAACCCCUCCUGCUAUUAUUGGUAAUUUCAAAUAACAACAAAGACAACAACAAUAAUAGCAGUCUAUUGAUGACUGAUAAUGUACAUUUUGGUGGUGCUGCACCAUUUGAAAACCAGAUUGUUGAACGUAUGUUGUCUCGAUCAUUAUCUUCAACAUGUGACUUGGUAGAUACUAUUUAUAUAUUAACAUUUUAG